This is a messenger RNA of Haplochromis burtoni (Burton's mouthbrooder), 2028 nucleotides long. RefSeq names its product glycosylated lysosomal membrane protein-like. Gene Ontology annotation, cellular component: lysosome. The record is from RefSeq and is a predicted model, not a curated record. Bases 266 to 1453 code for a protein of 395 amino acids. NCBI's taxonomy places the organism in Eukaryota, Metazoa, Chordata, Actinopteri, Cichliformes, Cichlidae. The transcript has a single exon.
AAACCCGGGGUUAACUCUGCAGUAUAAGCCUUUGGUCAGUUUCACAGAGCUGAAACUCUGACUGGAACAAAAAAGCCGGAGUUUCGACUCAGGAUCGACAAACUUAAAGCUGUGAGAUAAACCUGCUGCCUGCGCAGUUCAGCCCAUGACUGGGUUAGUCUGAGCUCAGCUCUGGUUGGCUGAUUUCUUUCUGACACUACGAGCAGCCAGGUCAGCUGACUUCAGGGAACCAGCGGAUCAUGUGAUCAAAGACCGAGCAGAGACGAUGGCAGCGGGGAGUGCGUGGAGUGGCGGACUGUACGUGGUUCUCGUGCUGUGGAUCGUCACUGUAACGUGCUCCGCGGAGCCCGGACGCAGACAGAUUUCAAUGCAGUUAUACCCCAGCUCACAUUCAACCCCUCGAGCUGGUGACCUGCUGCAUGUGAGAGCCGUGGGAGACAAUGACACGCUGCAUUUCCUGUUCUGUAGCCAGGGGGCGCCAACGCUGCUGCUCAUCCACACCAACUCAACUUCUUCUGAAGUGCAGGUGAACUGGCCUGAGUUUGUGGCUCGUAACACCAGCGGCAGCCUGAAAGUGGAGCCAGAGAGCAGCUUGAUGUACAGCAGUGCUGUCGUCUUCAGCCGGCUGUUGGAGUAUGACGAUGUGAACGACACGGCUGAGCCGACCUCUGACCUCUUCCCUCCAUACGACCUGCAGAACUUCACCUGGAACCCCAUCAACCUGUCCGAACCCAUGGCGCUUCUCUGUGGCACCGAUGCCUCCUUCACCAAUGGUUCGCUCUGCCUUCAGCUGUCGGUUUUUGACUCUGAGGGGCGGGGAGAGGCAUGGCCGCACCUCCUGCACUCUGUUAACUCUUCCCAGUUGGAGGUGUGGUUGGAUGGCAUACCGGCCCGAGCCACUCAGUCCAGGUUCCUGUUGGAGAUGCAUGCAGUAGGGGAAGCUUAUCCUUUAAGCACAGUCGACGUUUACCAAUCAAUCGACGAUGAGUAUACGCCAUCGAUAUUCAAGGUUUCUCAAUGGGUGUCAUCAGUGAAUGGCAGUUCUGAUGUUCUGGGUUACGCACUGUGGAAGCCAGUGGCGUACCGUCAGGCACGGCCGGCUCUGGAAGAUGCCACGCCAUGCCGUCACUCGGUGCCGCGGGCUCAGAGUGGGUCGAUGGUGACGGCUUCGUCCGGUCUGAUCCGAGGCUUCUUCUCAGAUCCAAAGAGCAUGGCACUGAAUGUGAGCUUUGGCCUGGCGGGGGAACCAUUCUACAACGUCACACGCUUCCUCAGCUGGACACUGCUGGUGGGUGUUGGGUCACCGCCUGUUGACUCCUUCUCUCCUCUGGUUGUUGCCAUCAUGGCAAUUGGUCUGGGAAUUCCCAUGAUCAUCCUGCUGGUUGGUGGAAUCUGGCUCUGCAUCCGUAAAAGCAAGGGAGCAUCCUCAGCCUCCUACGAGCCAAUCAACUAAUCAUUUCACUGCGUUGCCAGAGACAGUUUUAAUGUUUUAGAAACAGAUGACGUCACAGUGACAUUCCAGCCAGUCAGCACACAGCAGAAUCCGUGUACCCAUUUGUGUUUUUAAAGACAGUCAAUGUGUUUGAUUGGUGAUUGGAUAAGAUCUUACUCUGUCCUCAUCGAUUUCUUGCUGAAUCAAACCUCCAGGCUCACCACUUGGCAGCCAUCUUGAAAAACCUGUGGGCUCUUAUGCUCAUGGUUAUUCUGAAGCUUUUUUUGAACUUUUUCUGUAGGUCAUAUAAAAUACAAUGUUUAUAAAUAAAAUAUAUCCUUUUUCUGAACCCUCAGUCAUUGUUACUGAACCCUGACAGGUUCGUGUCCCUUUCUGAUGAUGUCAUAUUCUUACUCUAAAGGGUUCAUUUAAAGCAGCUGCUCACAGAUGAAGAGUCUGCCACCUUGGGGCCAGUCUUUGACUUUCAGAUUAAAAGAUGUACGAUUUAAAUUUUUACUUUGAAACUAAAAAGCAAAGUUAAGUUGAUUGUUAAUAAAAUAUAUCAGAAUUGCCAAAAAAAAAAAAAAAAAAAGCCC